Molecule: messenger RNA, 1720 nt
Organism: Mauremys mutica (yellowpond turtle)
Lineage: Eukaryota; Metazoa; Chordata; Testudines; Geoemydidae
Gene: GPR18
Product: G protein-coupled receptor 18
Exons: 2
Coding region: 157-1137 (326 amino acids)
Biological process (GO): phospholipase C-activating G protein-coupled receptor signaling pathway; positive regulation of Rho protein signal transduction
Cellular component (GO): membrane
Molecular function (GO): G protein-coupled receptor activity
Source: RefSeq, a predicted model, not a curated record
AUUUCCUGACUAUGCAGGAGCGUUUCUAUUUUAGUAAGUUGAAGCUGUACAGACAGAAGCAAGUCUAAACCUUCUGCAGAUCUGAGGGUACAAAACAAGCAUCACUGAAGUAACUUUAUAGUGCAUAAAGGGAUCAUGUUUUAAGAGGAGAAAAAAAUGAAUAAAUACAAUCAUAGUCAAAACAUUAUGCACCCAGAAGAGUACAGGAUUGCAUCACUUGUCUUUUACAGUUUUAUAUUCAUAAUUGGCUUGCUAGUGAACAUCACUGCACUAUGGGUCUUCAGCUGCACCACCAAGAAAAGAACAACUAUAACAGUCUAUAUGAUGAAUGUCGCAUUACUUGACUUAAUUUUUAUAUUUUCCGUACCUUUUCGGAUAACCUACUAUGCAAAAGAAGCUUGGCCAUUUGGAGAUAUAUUCUGUCGGAUUCUUGGUGCUUUCACUGUGUUUUAUCCAAGCAUUGCUCUGUGGCUGCUUGCUUUUAUAAGUGUUGAUAGAUAUAUGGCUAUUGUCCAGCCCAAACACGUCAAAGAACUUAGGAAUACAAGGAAAGCUCUGCUAGCUUGCAUUGGUAUCUGGAUAAUGACCCUUGCAUCAACAUCCCCUUUGCUAUUUUUAUAUUCGGAUCCAGAUAAAGCCUCAAAUUUUACUACCUGCAUGAAGAUGCUCGAUAUCAUCCAUCUAAAGGAAGUCAAUAUGUUAAAUUUUUCUCGUCUGAUUUUUUUUUUCUUGAUUCCCCUGUUUAUCAUGAUUGGAUGCUAUCUAGUCAUUAUUUACCAUUUUGUCCAUGGCAGGACUUCCAAACUGAAACCCAAAGCUAAGGAAAGAUCCAUAAAAAUUAUAGUUACUCUGAUCGUGCAAGUGCUUGUCUGCUUUGUGCCCUUCCACAUUUGUUUUGCCUUCCUGAUGCUGCAAGACGAAGACCAGAGUUACAAUCCAUGGGCAGCCUUUACCACCUUUCUCAUGAAUCUCAGUACGUGCUUAGAUGUUAUUCUGUACUAUAUUGUUUCUAAACAAUUUCAGGCUAGAGUUAUAAGUGUCAUGCUUUAUCGCAACUAUCUUCGAAGCGUGCGCAGGAAGAGUUUUCGAUCUGGGAGUUUACGGUCACUAAGUAAUAUAAACAGUGAAAUGAUAUAAACAAAAUUAGAAGAUACUUAUAAUGGGGCCAAGUGACUUUCACUGAAGUUUGACAUUUCAACUUGGUUGUAUUCAAGAAUGCUCUGGAGUUGGCAAUAUUGGGACACAUUAGAUCUGUGGGACAAGCGGAAUACCAAAAAGACUUAAAAUAUUAAUGUUUCAUCAAUGUGUUUUACAUUUUUCUCAGUAAAUCCAGGAGAACUAAGAUAUUCAUGAUCUACCAUCUGGGUGUAGCAGGCAAAUAAAUAUAUUGUCCAUGAUGUACUGCCUCUCAAUCAAAUGUAAAUAUUUCCAGGUGUAAAAAAGUCAAUGUCCAUGCUAGUGUAUAUACAAUUUAAAUAAAGCACAUGCAGAAUGUCAGUGUGACCACUAGUUAACCUAUCUGCUUAUAUAUGAUGCAUUAAGAUUUUAUAUUUCCAUGCCAGACAGUAUAUGAAAUCAAAGAAUCUAUUAUAUUCAUAAGUUCAGCUUUUUACAGGAGAACAAAAACAUGAACUGAAGAGAAAGUUUAACUGAUAUUUACAUUUGGUUUACAUAAAAUCUCUUUUAUGUAGCAGUAUUUUGACACCCUAAAAUUAAUGAA